CGCCGGGGGGUCGCAGCAGCAAGCAGCAAGCAGCAAGCAGCAGCAAGCAGCAGCAGCAGCAGCAGCAGCCAUGGCCGGAGGAGACGCGGAUCCGGCCAGCUCCACGGGUCCCCUGGCGUGCCUCUCGCGCUACGCCAACUACAGCUCCUCGGCGUACGUGCUGUACUGCCCCGCGGUGUGGGACACGGUACUGUGCUGGCCGCCCACGGAGGCCGGUGCCACGGCCAUCCAGCGCUGCCCCAAGAGCAAGGGCAUAGACGAUACCAAGUACGCGUACAAGACGUGCCGGCCGGAAGGGGUGUGGCAGGGCCGACAGCCCGGUGACCUGGGCAGUCCCUGGGGGUGGACCAACUACACGACAUGCCUCAAGCCCGACCUGCUCAAGACCAUGAAGAAGCUGUACGGCAUGUACGUCGAGGCCUACAAGGACCGGGUGACGGUGUCGAAGAGCGGCUGGACCGUGGAGCAGGUGGGACUCGGCCUGUCGUUGGUCGCCCUGCUGGUCUCCCUGUUCAUCCUGUUCAAGUCCCGGUACGGCAGGGGCAAGGAGGUGCGCCUUCACCGCAACCUGCUGGGUGCGAUGCUGGCGCAGGUGCUACUGCGCCUGCUGGUGUACAUGGACCGCGCCUUGAAGGUCGGCGACCUCGAACAGCUGCCGUCUCCGCUGCAGCUCAGGAACACGCCAAUCCUGUGCGAGAUAUGUUACUCGCUCCUCGAGUACUCCCGCACUGCCAUGUUCCUCUGGCUGUUCAUGGACGCUUACGUCACUCACAGUCACGUGACAGGGGGUGCUCUGAAGAGGAAGCUCGGCUACCGCACCAGUCUGGCCAUCGGCUGGGGGUCAAGUGCAGUCGUCACGACGGCCUGGCUCGUCACCACACUCAUCAAGCACAGCACUCAGAGAUGUCUGCGUGGGUAUACGGCCACUCCAUAUUUUUGGAUUCAGUUUGGACCCAGAAUAUUCCUAACUUGCUUAGCUGUCGGCCUUCUGGCGAACACCAUCAGGCUAGUGUCCACCAAGCACAAGGACUCGCAGUCCGAGGACAUAGACAAGGCCAGGAGGGCGGCGAAGCUGGAGCUGGUGCUGCUGCCCUUGCUGCUGGUCAGCGACGCCUACCUGGCCUCCAACGCGUCCCGCCCGCGCAGCCUGUGGCAGAUGCAGCUGUGGGUCUACUCGUACCGCGUCUUCCGCGGCUUCCAGGGGCUGUUCGCGGCGCUGCUCUACUGCCUCCUGCGCCGGGAGGUGUACGAGAGCGUGUGGCAGUGGGCGGGCCACUACCUGGUGUCGCGGCGCUACGAGAGGGCGCGACUGGGCGACAGCCAGCUCUGCGAGCCGGGCGAGGACGCCGCGGCGCCCCGGGCCGGUGCCUCCUGGUGGUCCAGCGUCUCCGGGAUGCUGCGGCGGUGACCUCCCUCACACGCACGCCUGCUCACCUCCACUGCCUGUACCUAGCAGCCUCCAACCAUGACACACAUCUCCUCAGGGGGUGGCUCCACUCGUCCAGUUCAUCUAAUAAACAAUAUGGACGUAGAUGGGGGGGGGGAGGCACUUUCGAUUCCGUACUAAGAAACCCUUCAAAGAUUUUACUGCCUCGUGUGAGGAUGAGAUUUUUUUAUCGACAUUUGAUCGUUAGCAUUCAUUUGUGAAGAAAUCGAAAGUUCGCCAAAACUUACCCCUCGAAAUUUAAGAUUCAGUUUGGCUUGAAAACGUCUCGAAAAUUCCGGGAAGGGGCUUCCCUCCAGCACCUCCCCCCCUUUACCAGCCCCUCCCUCACCGUCACAUCAUCUUUAUAUCUGGGAACUAUUCCAUAACUCCCAGGCCAUCCGAUAAGGCCCUUCGCCAAAAAUAUAAGGACCCGAGGUCCCGGAAAUUCUAUGCUGCCACAUUGCAUCUACUUCGCGUUGAUGACAGAACUGCAGUGCCCUUGAUGAUCCUGGGCCAGAUGUGAAAAAGGAGGAGAAGAGGAACCCAAUCGCGUGUGGCUAUGUUAUAGGCUAGUGAGAGCAUCUAAAGUAAAAUAUGGCAAGUCAAGUACAUCAUGUAGUGAAAUAAAUCCGUGAAAUAAUCGCGGCUCUACUUCUGUUAGAAGUUACAGUAAAUUUGCGAUUCUUUACGAAGCAUGCAUCUCAAGUAAACAAGAGUUCUUUGAAGUUCCAGAUGAACACAUCUCCGUAUAAACAACGUCAGAUUCCACCUGCCGAUAUUUUUGUUGUGUUCUAAACAGCUUCAACAUCCGCGUGGAAAAAAGAAGCCUACAUUUCACCUUAACCCACACAGAGGAAAAGGUCUGUCUGAUACAAAAAUGCCUAGUUGUUUGUACACGACAAAAUAUUUUGUAAGCCUAUCCAGAAUUCACGUGUAAAAAAAUGCGUUUAUAAAUAUACAGUUGAGUUUAAAA
Messenger RNA from Bacillus rossius redtenbacheri, 2399 nucleotides. RefSeq names its product PDF receptor-like. The transcript has 11 exons. Gene Ontology annotation, biological process: adenylate cyclase-modulating G protein-coupled receptor signaling pathway; cell surface receptor signaling pathway. Gene Ontology annotation, cellular component: plasma membrane. Gene Ontology annotation, molecular function: G protein-coupled peptide receptor activity. Lineage: Eukaryota; Metazoa; Arthropoda; Insecta; Phasmatodea; Bacillidae. The coding region runs from base 71 to 1408 and encodes 445 amino acids. The record is from RefSeq and is a predicted model, not a curated record.